CCGGGCCGAGCCGAGCCGAGCCGGGCCAGGCCGAGCCGGCGGCGGCGCGGAGCCCAUGGAGCGGCCGCUGCUGCCGCUGCUCUGCGGCGCCGUCGCCCUGCUGCUGCCCUGCGCCGCCGCCGCCGCCGCGCGCUGCAGCCGCCCCCGGCCGGUGCCCAACGCCCGCGUGGAGGCGGCCGACGCGACGGCGCUCGACGGGCACCUGCGCUACGCCUGCGAGCCGGGCUACAAGCGCAGGGCCGGCACGUCGGGCCUGACGCGGUGCCGGCUGCCGCCCGGCGCCGCCGAGCCCGCCUGGAGCCAGCCCACGCUGCAGUGCAUCCGAGACCCCGCGCUGCCGCCGCUCGCCCCCAGCCCCGAGCCCGCCGCCGGCGGCCCCCCGGCCCCCGCGGGAGCCAGCGCCGAGCCGGCCGCCCCCGCGCAGCCCGCAGUGUCCGCGCCGGCCCUGGCCGUCGCCGUGGGUAAGCGGCGCGGAGCGGCGCGGAGCGGAGCGCGGCGGCUGACGGGGAAGCUGGCCCUCUAA
This is a messenger RNA of Rhea pennata, 523 nucleotides long. RefSeq names its product interleukin 15 receptor subunit alpha (gene IL15RA). NCBI's taxonomy places the organism in Eukaryota, Metazoa, Chordata, Aves, Rheiformes, Rheidae. The record is from RefSeq and is a predicted model, not a curated record. The transcript has 5 exons. Gene Ontology annotation, biological process: interleukin-15-mediated signaling pathway. Bases 56 to 523 code for a protein of 155 amino acids. Gene Ontology annotation, molecular function: interleukin-15 receptor activity.